This is a messenger RNA of Camellia sinensis, 2135 nucleotides long. Its product is annotated as EH domain-containing protein 1. Lineage: Eukaryota; Viridiplantae; Streptophyta; Magnoliopsida; Ericales; Theaceae. Gene Ontology annotation, molecular function: protein binding; calcium ion binding; GTP binding. Gene Ontology annotation, biological process: endocytosis; endosomal transport. Gene Ontology annotation, cellular component: plasma membrane; cytoplasm. The record is from RefSeq and is a predicted model, not a curated record.
UUACCUUAACAAAAUUCCCAUCAUCAUAACAUAAUAAACAAAACAAAAAUCUUCAAAAAUGCAUUCGAAAUUUCAAAACCCCUGAAACCCAAACCGCUCGAUUCGAUCCAUUUCCAAAUCUCUUUUUUUUCCUUUUUGAUUUUAAUUAUUUUUUGAUUCGAGAAUGGAGAUCGAUUCGUCUCCGAUUUGUAAGUGCUCGAAAGAGCACCAGAAGAUCUAUGAAGAAUGGUUCAAUUACUCCGAUUCAGAUGGCGAUGGACGCAUUACUGGAAACGACGCGAUCAAGUUCUUUGGCAUGUCCAAUUUGCCUCGACCUGAUCUCAAGCAGGUAUGGGCAAUUGCGGAUUCCAAACGACAAGGCUUUCUUGGUUUGAAAGAGUUCAUUGCAGCAAUGCAGUUAAUUUCUUUGGUACAAGGUGGACAUGCGCUCACUAAUGAAAGCUUAAAUGGUGAAGUUGACUUUGAAAAUUUAAAGCCUCCUGUCAUGGAAGGUUUGGAUGCAUUACUUGCUAAGAAAAAGCGUGCACCCAAAACAAGUGAGCCUGAUCUGAAUGGUAGUACUCAACCACAGCAAUCUCCAGCUUGGUUUACUUCUGCAAAAUCUGCAAAGAAGGUGCCUUUAUCCUCUGUUACAUCAAUAUUCGAUGGCUUGAAGAAGUUGUACGCACAGAAACUAAAACCAUUAGAAGUUACUUAUCGUUUCAACGAUUUUGUGUCCCCUUUAUUGGCAAAUAGUGAUUUUGAUGCCAAACCUAUGGUUAUGUUGUUGGGUCAAUACUCCACAGGAAAAACAACAUUCAUUAAACAUUUACUCAAAAGUAGUUACCCAGGCAAGUUAUUCUCUCUCUCUCCCUCUCUCUCUGGUGAGUGGAAAAAAGUAAUUUUGUUUGCUAUGUCUUCAUUGUCAACAGGAGCUCACAUUGGACCUGAGCCUACAACGGAUAGAUUUGUCGUUGUCAUGAAUGGACCUGAUGAUAGAAGUAUUCCGGGGAAUACUAUUGCUGUUCAAGCAGAUAUGCCAUAUAGUGGUCUCACAACUUUUGGAACUGCAUUUCUGUCAAAAUUUGAGUGUUCCCAAAUGCCACAUCCGCUGCUGGAGCAAAUAACGUUUGUCGAUACCCCUGGAGUUUUAUCAGGAGAAAAGCAACGAACGCAGAGAAGCUAUGAUUUUACUGGUGUGACGUCUUGGUUUGCUGCAAAGUGUGAUCUCAUUCUACUUCUAUUUGAUCCACAUAAACUUGAUAUCAGUGAUGAAUUCAAACGUGUGAUUUCAUCUCUACGAGGUCAUGAUGACAAGAUUCGCAUAGUUUUGAACAAGGCAGAUCAAGUUGAUACACAGCAACUGAUGAGGGUAUAUGGAGCAUUGAUGUGGUCGCUUGGAAAAGUUCUAAAUACCCCUGAGGUUAAUCGUGUUUAUAUUGGCUCAUUCAAUGAUAAACCCGUAAAUGAGGCUGCUGCUGGUCCACUUGGCAGAGAGCUUUUUGAGAAAGAACAGGACGAUCUUCUUGCUGAUUUAAAAGACAUACCAAAGAAGGCCUGUGAUCGUCGAAUCAAUGAAUUUGUGAAACGUGCCAGAGCCGCUAAGAUUCAUGCUUACAUUAUUAGCCAUCUUAAAAAAGAGAUGCCUGCUAUGAUGGGCAAAGCUAAAACUCAGCAGAAACUGAUUGAUAAUCUGUCCGAUGAGUUUUUAAAGGUCCAAAGGGAGCACCAUUUACCGAUUGGAGAUUUCCCAAAUGUCGAGCACUUUAGGGAGGCCUUGAGCGGUUACAACAUUGACAAGUUUGAGAAGUUGAAACCUAAAAUGAUACAAGCUGUCGAUGACAUGCUGGGUUAUGACAUCCCGGACCUCUUGAAGAAUUUCCGAAAUCCCUAUGAUUAAAUUGUUUCAACGGCUUCAGUGAAAACAUUUUAUGGUGGUUGAAGAGAAGCAAAAAUGGGCGCAUUACAUAUAUAUAAACCAAUGCAUCAAUGUAUUUGUAUUUUUGUUAUUUCAUUUUUCAAUAAUUGUGUUGAGAUUUUUACUGAGCUUUCAAGUGUGUCUGUCUCUUGUUGUAUGAAGGCUAGAAAGGUUGUAUAGAAGCUAUUCUUAUUCAUUUUGCUACAGAGGAUUUUGAAGAGUUGUUGCUUUUUUUUUC